Sipha flava (yellow sugarcane aphid) is the source of this 2303-nucleotide messenger RNA. RefSeq names its product MICOS complex subunit Mic60. The record is from RefSeq and is a predicted model, not a curated record. Gene Ontology annotation, cellular component: MICOS complex. NCBI's taxonomy places the organism in Eukaryota, Metazoa, Arthropoda, Insecta, Hemiptera, Aphididae. The transcript is spliced from 13 exons. Gene Ontology annotation, biological process: cristae formation. The coding region runs from base 178 to 2214 and encodes 678 amino acids.
AAAAUUAUUCAACUUUCAAACUAAGAUCCAGGCUCUCCAAAGAAUAAUUUUCAAUUGAUUCAAAAAAAAAUAUAUAUUUAUGAGCUUUAGUUUAAUUAUUACACUCUGACGUUCUAAGAAAAAAUAUUGAAUAACUUACAGUUAUUUACACAUUGUCUGUAUUCAGAAAUACAAAAUAUGUUAAAUCUAAAACGGUUCUCAAAAAUUUCGUCGGGUGUAAAACUUCAAUUUGGGCAGUCUUCUCUCACAUCAAAAAAAACAUUGUGCCUCAGAUUUGUUCACUCCAACCUUUCUAAUUCAGGAAAAUCGAAUGUUGGAAAAUAUGCGUUGGGUUCAUUCAUAUUUGGAAUUGGCUCCAUUGUAGUUUACGCAAAGUAUGAUCCAACAUUUAGACAAUGGUUAAAAACUAAUGUUUAUGGAUCUGAUGAACUUUUGAAAAUUGUUUUAUUUGAAGACGAAAUUUUUAAUAAUCAACCCUACAAUGUGAAACCCGAGUUAGUUCCCCAAUCUAAUAAUUCUUCAAAACCGAUGUCUUCAAAACUUGGUUCAAAAGAAUCCAAGAUUGUUAUUGCCAAUACAGAUGAAUCCUCAGACACGAAAGAUAAAAAAAAAACAACAGGAAAUAAUAUUGAAAAACACCAAUCAAACUUUAAAGAAAUUGAAAUUGAAGCUGUUUUAUUAACUAAAAAAGUUUCAGAUUCAUAUUCUGAAGCAAUUGACACAUUAAAAAAUUAUUAUGAACUUGUAAAUGGAACUAUUAAUAAUGUUUCUCAUAAACCAAAUGCUGACUAUUUGUCAAAACUGAAAAACCUUAGUGUAGAAAAAGAUGAACUUUUUAAAAAAGCCAAGUCUAAUGCUCAAGAAGCUUGUAAUCGCUUAGAUCAGCUGCAUUGUUCAAUAGAAAAUUUUAAGUUAGCAAAUACAAAUGAAGCAAAAGAAACUAUUAAAAUUUACAUUGAUAAGUGCAAGACUGACAUUAAAAAUUUGGGAAAAGAUUUUGAAAAAGAAAAAGAUAACUUAUUAUUUUUUAAUAAAUAUAAUAGUCAAGUUAUGAACAUUAGAAAUACAUUUUCAGAUGAAUUAUUGGCAUUAUUUCCUCAUGUGAGACUUGAAGAUAAAGACAUGAAAUUGACAGAUGCUGAAUUUAAUGUAUUUGUGAAUUAUAUUACUCAAAAAUUAUUAUUGUAUCAAAAUGAAUUCUUUAAACAAGAAACAGUAGGUGAAGAUCAAGUGAAUGAUGUAGUUAAUGCGUUAAAAAAUUCCAACCCUGAUGCUAUAGAUAAAGUCUUAAAACUACAAGUAGAAAAACACCGUAAAAAGCAUUUAAAUAAUUUUAUGAAAGAAAGCUUUGUAUUGAAGGCAAAUGGUGAAGCAAAAUUCAAACAACAAUUAAGAUUGCAAUCUGAAGUACAUAUGGAUCAUUUAAAAGAAGCUGCUAGUUUAGCUGAAAAAGAAGUUGAACGUCGAGUACGUUUAGAAUAUUCUGAAAAAGCUGAAACUGUAAAACUUAAGUAUCAAGAACAAGUUUCAAUUAUGACUGCUGUUAUGCUUGCUGUAAAUGAUGCAUUGAAAGAUCAUUCAAGAAAAAGAGAUAAACUCAAUGAGUCUAUUUCUUUGUGGACAGCUUGUCAAUCACUAUUUACAGCAAUUACCACAGAUUAUCAUGUUUCAAAACAUGAAUUGAAACCUUUACAAGAACUAGUGAAUGAUAUUAAAAAAAUCGGAGAAAACCAUAAAAUAAUUAAAGAAUUAUUGGAAACAAUACCUGAAAAAGUGUUGACUCGAGGUAUAUAUACCGAAGAAACUCUAAAAGAUAGAUUUUUCAGCGUUGAAGAUAAAGCUUUUCAUAUGGCUUUAGUGCCAGACACUAAUGUUAAAUUAUUUGAAUUGGUAACAUCAUUUGUUUUUACAAUAUUUACUUUUAAAUCAUCCGUACCAAUCCCUAUAGAAGAAUUAAACAAUGCACCUAUUAAUAUCAAUGAAUUAAAUAAUAUUGAUAUUCUCCAACGAGCCAGGUAUUGGAUUGAACGAGAUAAUUAUUAUCAGGCUUUGCGGUAUAUGAAUUUAUUAAAAGGUGGUGCAAAAGUAAUUGCAGAUGAUUGGAUGAGCGAAACACGAGAAUAUUUAGCCAUGCAACAAGUUGCCAACACCUUGUUAGCUUAUGCUUCAGCAAACAUACGGUCUCACUUAGAUGCUAAUAAUACAUCCACAUAAUGUGAAAAUUUAGCACUAUUUUUGUUUUUAUGUAUAAGGUUAUUGUUAGCUUACAAUUUUUUUGUCAGUCAAAUUAAAUACAAAUUAUU